Molecule: messenger RNA, 1078 nt
Organism: Daldinia loculata
Lineage: Eukaryota; Fungi; Ascomycota; Sordariomycetes; Xylariales; Hypoxylaceae
Exons: 4
Coding region: 1-1017 (338 amino acids)
Source: RefSeq, a predicted model, not a curated record
AUGGCGGGAGAACUUUGCCGUCCUACCCUUCUCACUAUUGUAUUCCUGCUCCUUACAGGUCUCUAUGGUUUCGUCAAGUUCUCGCAUGAGAAUGACUAUGCUACCGAAGGUAAAGCAGCAGCAAUUGACUUGAAGGAACCUAUUCAUCUCACCUCUACUUCCGGUCUUCAUCUCCUUGUUGAACAUCCUAUUGUUGAUUCUACUCGUCCACUCAUUACCUAUGCAUACACUGAGUCCCUGGCUGCUCGAGAGAGCCUAAUGUUUUUCGUCGAACAUGGCUUGCAUGGCAGCGCGGACUUCAUCUUCAUCCUCAAUGGACCCACCAACGUCGCCAACCUAAUCCCAAGCAAGGCCAAUAUCCAAGUCAUCUCGCGACCAAAUGAAUGCUUUGAUCUAGGCGCCCACGGGGAAGUUCUCCGCAAGAAUGGACUGUGGAAGAAGUACAACCGCUUCAUCAUGCUUGGUUCUAGUAUCCGAGGGCCUUUCAUGCCAUACUGGAGCCGCAGCUGUUGGAGCGACGCGUUUCUAAGCCGUGUCACUAAGGAUGUCAAGCUCGUAGGAACAACAGCAACCUGCCACCCCAAAUUCCACAUCCAUCCCACGAUCUGGGCCACGGAUUUACUCGGCAUGGAACUUCUCCUGAACCCACCCAAGAACCCGCCAGACCCAUACGCACACCACGAAAGCAACCAAAUAGUCGCACUGGGAGGCUGCUACAAGAACCAAGCGCAAGCAUCCCGCGGCGAGAUCGAAGCAACAUAUGUGAUCAAAAAGGCAGGAUACAAAGUCGACGCCAUGACAGCAGCAUUCCACGAGACCGGAAGCUACGAAGAGGACUGUUCCAAAGACUGGGCCAAGGAAUCGGUGCUGUACCAGCACUUCUACAGCAGGACCGCCCAUCCGUACGAGACGUUGUUCAUCAAGGCGGACAGCGGUGUCGAUCCAGCUACCCUUGCCGCUCAUACAGAGUGGUACAAACCUCGUGAUGGGAAUGGCAGCUGGGAUAUGUGUCGUUAAGAAGGCUAAGAUGGCUAAGAUGAUUUAUCUGGCUUGCGCAGCAUUACGAGGUGCCGUUGCG